Messenger RNA from Closterium sp. NIES-65, 495 nucleotides. NCBI's taxonomy places the organism in Eukaryota, Viridiplantae, Streptophyta, Zygnematophyceae, Desmidiales, Closteriaceae. The record is from the annotation of a GenBank genome assembly.
AUGGCCUCCUCUAGCUUAACUUUAACAUGGUAUCCAGAGCGAAAUCCUAGGCCUGGUUACCGGCCUUGCUUCGUCGUCGUGCUCCUUCACCACUCUUUUCCUCCUCCUCUAGAUUCUCCCCUCAGCUGCUUGGCAGCAGUCUACUCCGCCGCUAUCCCUCCUCCUCUUAUUUCUCCCCUCAGCGGCGCAGCAGCAGACUACUCCGCCGCUAUCCCUCCUCCUCUUAUUUCUCCUCUCAGCGGCGCAGCAGCAUACUACUCUGCCGCUAUCCCUCCUCCUCUUAUUUCUCCCCUCAGCGGCGCAGCAGCAGACUACUCCGCCGCUAUCCCUCCUCCUCUUAUUUCUCCCCUCAACGGCGCAGCAGCAGACUACUCCGCUGCUAUCCCUCCUCCUUUUAAUUUUCCCUCAACGGCUCAGCAGCAGACUACUCCGCUGUUGGCCCUCCUCCUCUUAUUUCUCCCCUCAACAGCUCAACAGCUGCUACCUCGCCCCUAA